Molecule: messenger RNA, 594 nt
Organism: Pipistrellus nathusii (Nathusius's pipistrelle)
Lineage: Eukaryota; Metazoa; Chordata; Mammalia; Chiroptera; Vespertilionidae
Source: the annotation of a GenBank genome assembly
AUGUCGCGCAGCCUCCAGCUCCUGCUCCUGAGCUGCGCCUGCAGCCUGGCGCCAGCUGCGCGGGAAGUGAAGGCGGCUUGUUCCCAGGAUGUGGACCUGCCUUGCACCGCCCCCCGGGACCCACAGGUGCCCUACAGGGUCUCCUGGGCCAAGCUUACAGAGAGCGGUGAAGAGAGGAUAGAGGUGCAGAACCAUCACCAGAUGAAGCAGGAGGGCCCUUAUGAGGCCCCCAGUGAAGGGCUGUAUUCCCUGAAGAUUCGAAACACUACCAGCUACAGCUCGGGCACAUACAGAUGCACUCUGGUGGGGCCGGAAGGGCAGAGAAACCAAAGUGGCAUAGUGACCUUGGAAGUGACAGGAUGCCAUAAGGAGCGCCGAGAAGCAACCUUUAAGAAAUACAGAGCUGAGAUUGUACUGCUGUUGGCUUUGGUGGUUUUCUACUUAACACUCAUCAUUUUCACUUUUAAAUUUGCACGACAACAGAGUAUUUUCCCAGAUUUUUCUAAACCUGUAAUGGAACGAGCAUUUCUCCCAGUCUCUUCCCCAAACAAGCCUGUGGAGCUAGUGACUCUUCCCAAGACAGAAGUGGUAUGA